AGGUAGAGAGAGAGAGAGAGAGAGAGAGAGAGAGAGAGUUGUCGGAAAAAGAGGACCGGCAGAAGUAAAGUAGAGAGGGAGGAGAGAUGGGGAACUGUUUUUCUGAUGUGAAGGGUGGGCAACAGGCAGUCGGGGGGGCCCAGCGGAGCAGCCACCAAACCGCAAUUAGCGGCAAUGCCGGCGGCAAUGACGCCGCCCAUCUUUUCUUUAGGUCCAAGGGCCUUCACUCCCUUUAUGCCCAGAUUGAGUAUUAUCAUACCAUCACCUGGGGCUUUUUGCGGCUUCUUCUUUCUUUUUCAUCUUGCAAGCGGUGGAAUAGAAUCGAGUACAGUACGUUUGGCAUCAAUUUGUUUUCCAGGAAAAAAAAUUGUUCAACUAAUAUGAGGAGAGACCGUUGUUUGACCAAAAGAAAAUUAUCUUUAUCAGCUUCGAAAUUACUUGACCGUGAUAUAGCUUCCAAGAGCGAUCCUAUGGCUGUAGUUUAUAUGAAAAAAAGAGAUGGAACUCUGGAGGAACUUGGUCGCACAGAAGUAAUAAUGAACUGUUUGGAUCCUGAAUGGAUUGAGAAAAUUAAUGUUACUUAUCAGUUUGAAAUCGUUCAGCCGUUGGUCUUUCACAUAUAUGAUGUUGAUACAAGAUACCACAAUUUACCCGUCAAGAUGCUGAAGUUGAAAGAUCAAGAAUUUCUUGGUGAGGCUAAUUGCGUCCUCUCGGAGAUAGUGACUAAACGAAGUCCAAAUUUAACCCUACAUCUUCAGAAUAAAAACGGGCGAAGUGGGCUAAAAAAUUUGGGGACCCUUUCUGUACACGCAGAGGAAACUGUUGCUUCAGGGAUUGCAUUUGAGAUCACAUUUCGCUGUUCGCAGUUGGUGAACAAGGAUUUAUUUUCCAAAAGUGAUCCUUUCUUAAGAAUAUCGAGGCUUGUUGAGAAUGGAGGUUCUGUUCCAAUUUGCAAGACAGAAGUAGUGAGCAACAACUUGAAUCCAAUUUGGAAGCCUCUAUCUCUAACUAUGCAGCAACUUGGAAGCAAGGAUAACCCAUUAGUUAUUGAGUGUUUUGAUUUCAACAACAGUGGUAAUCAUGGACUUAUUGGUAAGGUUCAGAAAUCAAUUGUGGAUCUAGAAAAACUUCACAAAGAAAAGACUGGCGCAAAUUUUAUCUUGCCAUCUUCUCGUCACCAUGGUCAUGAGAAGGUUCUGAAGAGUCAACUGUUUGUGGAUGGAUUUCGUGAGAAGAAAGUGUACAGUUUCCUUGAUUAUGUUUCUAGUGGAUUUGAGCUGAACUUUUUGGUAGCUGUUGAUUUCACUGCUUCAAAUGGAAAUCCUCGAAGUCCAGAUUCCUUGCACUACAUUGAUCCUGCAGGGCGGUUGAAUGCUUACCAGCAGGCUAUAAUGGAGGUAGGGGAGGUCCUACAGUUUUAUGACUCUGAUAGACGCUUUCCUGCUUGGGGAUUUGGUGGGAAGACAUAUGAUGGUUCAGUAUCUCAUUGCUUUAACUUGAAUGGAAGUGCAAGUGACUCCGAGGUUGAAGGAAUAGAAGGCAUCAUGGCUGCUUAUUCCAGUGCUUUGUACAAUAUCUCACUUUCUGGGCCCACUUUAUUUGGUCAAGUGAUCAACAAAGCUGCAGAAAUUGCAACUCAUUCCCUCUCUCACAAUAUCAGCAAGUAUUUUGUCUUGCUUAUUAUAACGGAUGGAGUCCUUACUGAUCUCCAGGAAACUAAAAAUGCUUUAGUUAGGGCAUCUGAUCUACCCCUUUCGGUUCUUAUUGUAGGAGUUGGCAAUGCAGAUUUUAAACAAAUGGAGAUCCUUGAUGCGGACAAUGGACAAAGAUUGGAGAGUUCAACAGGACGGAUAGCUACAAGAGACAUUGUGCAGUUUGUUCCAUUGCGUGAAAUAUAUGGUGGGCAGAUAUCCGUUGUUCAGAGUCUAUUGGAAGAGCUACCUGGUCAGUUCUUGACUUACAUGAGCAGCAGAGACAUCAUACCACAUUCUGCCAAUGCCCCUCCUGCUCAUGACCAUCAUCCAUACGGGGUCUAAACCUUUAUAUUAGGAACAUCAUAAAUUGGAGGCUAAAAGUGGCUUUUGCUUGUUUGGUUAUGAUUUUCAUUUCUGAUUUUCUGUGCUUUUACAAAACUGGUUUACCAAAUGCAUUUUCUUGAACUUGUGUAGUUUUGAAACUAAAACCAUAACCAAAUGAGCCGUGAAUGCCUCUUGUGUGAUGACUUCACUUUUGUGUGUAUAUGAAUGAAAGUGAAGGAGUAGGAAAGAAUUGUUCAUGGUUGCAUGGGACUGUAGAUUGGGGAACAUCUGUGAAGUACUUUAAUCCCAAUAGAUGCUACUUCUUGUAUGUAGACAAA
This is a messenger RNA of Diospyros lotus (date-plum), 2356 nucleotides long. RefSeq names its product protein BONZAI 3-like. The record is from RefSeq and is a predicted model, not a curated record. Gene Ontology annotation, molecular function: calcium-dependent phospholipid binding. Gene Ontology annotation, cellular component: plasma membrane. The transcript has 18 exons. NCBI's taxonomy places the organism in Eukaryota, Viridiplantae, Streptophyta, Magnoliopsida, Ericales, Ebenaceae. Bases 87 to 2036 code for a protein of 649 amino acids. Gene Ontology annotation, biological process: cellular response to calcium ion.